Aspergillus ibericus CBS 121593 is the source of this 700-nucleotide messenger RNA. Its product is annotated as cytosine deaminase. The record is from RefSeq and is a predicted model, not a curated record. NCBI's taxonomy places the organism in Eukaryota, Fungi, Ascomycota, Eurotiomycetes, Eurotiales, Aspergillaceae. Gene Ontology annotation, cellular component: cytoplasm; nucleus. Bases 84 to 530 code for a protein of 148 amino acids. Gene Ontology annotation, molecular function: diaminohydroxyphosphoribosylaminopyrimidine deaminase activity. The transcript has 3 exons.
GCUUGCUACCCUGUGCCCGUCUUUCAUCCCCUUUGUUUACUGUUACCCGAAACCCGCUACGCCGCAUAACCACCACACUCAACAUGGAGACCGAUCCCGGAUUCAUCGCCGCUGUCGAGGAAGCCAAGCUGGGUGCUGCCGAGGGUGGAGUGCCCAUUGGAGCUGCUUUGGUCUCCAAGGACGGCAAGAUCCUGGGCCGCGGUCACAAUAUGCGUGUCCAGAAGGGCAGCGCGGUCUUGCAUGCCGAGAUGUCCGCGCUCGAGAACUCCGGUCGUCUGCCCGCCUCCGCUUACGAAGGUGCCACCAUGUACACCACCCUCUCGCCUUGCGACAUGUGCACUGGUGCCUGUAUACUCUACAAGGUGAAGCGCGUGGUGGUCGGCGAGAACAAGAGCUUCAUGGGCGGGGAGGAGUAUCUCAAGAGCCGCGGCAAGGAAGUCGUGGUCUUGGAUAAUGAGGAGUGCAAGCAGCUGAUGGAGAAGUUUAUGAAGGAACAGCCCGCGCUUUGGAACGAGGACAUUGCCGAAUAAAUUUUGGCUACAAAGAUCGGGCAUACUGCCAGUCAGAGUGCCGACCUCCUAUGAAUAUUCAGAAACCGCAAGCAAUAACGGCCAUGCUGAGCACCACUUUACACCGUCAGGCGGUGGAUCUCCUCAAAGAAGAACUUGAGAUCAUCCGGGUUGACAAAAGGAGUCACACC